AUGGCAACUAUUCAGGUACAUCCGUUUACUGUAACAAAUCAACCAAACUCUAAACCAAUGGUCAAUCCAUUUCAUGAUUUCAAUAAUGAAUGGACGGUAGGUUUGUGUGAUUGUUGUAAUGAUCCUGGUCAAUGCUGUUAUGCUUAUUCAUGUUGGUGUUGUUUUCUUGGAUCAUUAGCUGGAGAUAUUAAUGAAUCGAAGACUUCAUGUUAUUGUCUUGGAAAUAUACUUGCAGUUUAUCGCAUGAAAGUUCGAGCUGUUCUUAAAAUUCGAGGUGAUUCAUUCUCUGAUGCCUGUGCUGUAUGCUGGUGUCCAUUUUGUGCUGCUCUUCAAAUGCGCAAUGAAUUAAGAAAUCGUGGUCUGGCAUAA
Molecule: messenger RNA, 369 nt
Organism: Adineta steineri
Lineage: Eukaryota; Metazoa; Rotifera; Eurotatoria; Adinetida; Adinetidae
Source: the annotation of a GenBank genome assembly